AUGGCAUGCCUUCGUUGUCAACGGCGCGAGAUUUUAAGGAAAUUUUUAAGCCUUCUCGAAACUCUGCCAUGUCUUUGGCAAGUAAAACAUAAAGACUAUAGUGAUCGCAAUAAAAAGGCGGAGGCAUACGAUGCUUUAGUUACAAUAUAUAAGGGAAUCGACCCCACCUGCACCAGGGAAAUCGUGGAGCAAAAAAUUGAUAUCUUAAAGACAGUGUACCGCAAUGAAUCGGAGAGAGCGAUCAGAGCACCAUCAGGAUCUGCAGCAGAUCAGAUAUUCAAGCCAUGCUUGUGGUAUUAUGAUAUGCUGCAUUUUCUGCGGGAUCAAGAUACUCCGAGGGUCUCUCCGAAAAACACUAAGGAAGACUCCGACUCCGAGGAACAGGAACACCUAGAGGAUAUUCGAGAUGAAAACGUUAAUACUCAGAAUAGCUUUUCAUCUAAGAUAUCAACAUCACCGUGCCGUAUGGUCUCACGGUCUGCUUCGAAGCCAAGUUCUACAUCUCGGAAGAGGAAGAGAGAAACGAAUGACGAAACUACGAACGAGGUAUUGAAACUUAUAGUGAACAAGAUCCAAUGGUUCGAAACUGAUGAUGAUUUCUCGACGUUCGGGAAACAUGUAGCCAACAAGUUAAGAAGCAUUAGUGCCGAGCAAAACGUUGUUGCUCAGAAAUUAAUAUGUGAUGUAUUAUAUGAAGCACAAUUGGGGUUACUAACAACAAAUAAUCAAAGAGUAAACAUGUGAAGCGCGCAAUAUGUCCCAUCUG
Anopheles cruzii is the source of this 766-nucleotide messenger RNA. RefSeq lists its product as uncharacterized. The record is from RefSeq and is a predicted model, not a curated record. NCBI's taxonomy places the organism in Eukaryota, Metazoa, Arthropoda, Insecta, Diptera, Culicidae. Bases 1 to 744 code for a protein of 247 amino acids. The transcript is spliced from 2 exons.